AUGCCCGACCUAGGCGCAGGUGCACUGUGGCCGGCAGCCCUCCGUCAGCCCGCCUGCAGCAGGGCGCCGCCCGCCGCUCCGCUGGCCCUGGGCCUGGGCGGCGCCGCCCUGGGGCGCCACGGCAUCUGCCGGCUGCCAGUCGCCGAGGGCGCGCGGGCGGCGCUGGCGGCCACGGCGCGGGCGCUCCUGGAGCCGGCGGCGUGGCGGCGGGUGCUCGCCACGGACCCCGGGAGCGAGCUGCUGCUGGGGGCAGGGCUGCCCCGCCUGACGCUCCACAACUCCGCGGGCUCCGACCGGCUCCUGUGGCUCUACGCCCGCGACGAGCAGGCCAUGGGGCCGUUCGACGCGCUCGCGGCGGCCCUGGAGGCCGAGGUGACCGCCGCCAGCCGCUUGGGCGGGCGCAGCCUUAAGCUCUGCGCCGGCUCCUUCGUGGUGCUGCGCUCUCCAGGGGCGAGGGACUCGGAGGUCUUCCCCCACCGCGACUGGGACGAGGCAGUGCUGGGUGCGCGCAGCGCCUUCACCGCUCUGGUGCCGCUCGUGCUGCCGGAGGGCUCGGCCGGCCUCGAGGUCUUCGGCCCCGGCGGCGGCCUGGAGGGCGUGGUCCAGUACGCGCUCGGGGAGGCCGUGGUCUUCGACAACGCCCGGCUGCAUCCGGCAGCCCGGGAGCUCCCCCACGCGGGUUCUCGCGUCCCUGAGCUUCGCGCCCGGGUGCCCCCGGCUGUGGCCGGCCGCGGAGCGGGUGCUGCGGGCGCAGACCCCGUUCUUCUAUCGUCGCGCCGCCGCGUGAGCCGGUGCUCUCUGCGGCCUCGUUGCUUGCGCCCGCCAGGGUUUUUGCGUCUGUUGUGA
Messenger RNA from Prorocentrum cordatum, 846 nucleotides. Lineage: Eukaryota; Dinophyceae; Prorocentrales; Prorocentraceae. The record is from the annotation of a GenBank genome assembly.